CUAGCCAGCCGUUCAACUCAUUCGCCGGUAGUAUAGAUUCGACGUUCUAAUGGGAUUUUAGAGACGAUACUACCUAAACUGUAUACAAAUGUGUAAAAUAAAAGAUUUUGUUGAUUUUGAAACUUAAAAUAUAAGAAUAUUUCAUUCAGAAUGGGAUUUUUCAAGUGUUCGCAACUUUGGAUUUUAUUUUUGGUUGUAUUUGUGAGAUCUACAGAAGCGCGGGGUACCAAGUAUGGCGUCGCAUUCCGCAGCCUCAUGGACGAAAAUGGCUACAAGGGCGGGGCCACGGGCGUUCUGGUCGGGAACCGGCUUGCUUACGUGGAAGGGUACGGCACCACGCUGACGGACCACAUGAUGGAGGCGACCACCGUACUUCCGGCGUCCGGCAUUUCCAAGAUCCUCACCGCCCUGACAGCGUUGAAACUGAUUCAGGAGGGGAAAAUGUACCCUAGUGACAAAGUGUUCGGGGCUGAUGGCGCCCUGUCACAUUUGGUAGAAAAAAAUGUUGUGAAAGAUAACAGAAUCUUUGACAUUACGGUGGACGAUCUGUUGCGUCACUCCGGUGGGUGGGACGCGGACAUUUCGAAAAUCGCCGACCCCGUUUUCAAUGAGUUCUUAGUAGACGGGAACCAGCACAUUGUGAACAUUUCUAAAGAAUUAAAGCUGAAAAAAGCACUGAGUCAAGAAGACAUCAUAAAGUUUAUGCUUACACAAGAUCUGGACUUUACCCCUGGGACGAAAUCUUCUGUGUCAAAUUAUGGAUAUUUGCUUCUUGGAAGAGUGAUUGAACAAGUUACAAAUGAAACGUACGCCGUCGCCGUUAAGGAAGACGUUCUUGUAAAUUGUGGUAUGUGGCACACGCGGCUUGGACCCCAUCAGACGGAGGGAAACCUGCCGUUCAAAGGCAAAAAGACAAGGGAAAUCAACGCACAGUUACGCGAAAAACAUCAAGUCAUUGGCGAAUACUACGCAUACAUUCAGCCCCAUCUUGUAGAUUCUGGUCUCGGUUGGUUCACAAACGCCUAUGACGUCAUGCGUCUCGCGCAAUGCAUUGACGGCACCGCAGACUACAUGCUUCUAAAUGCCACUACCAUCGAUCUCAUGCUACAGAAGCCGAAAUAUGCACCUGACGCCACAUCGUGGUUCGGCGCGGGCUUCAUGGUGCACGAGAACGGCGCGGUGUGGGUGAACGACGAGACGCAUGCGCCGGAUGUGGUCUUUCUCCACAAAAACCUCCAGCGCUUCCACCUCAAACGUGAAUACACGGGAGAUGAGAACGACCCGGUAGCCUGGACGCUCUUGUUUGAAGGGAAGCCGUCCAUAGACGCGCCCCUGAAGCAGCUCUCUCGGGUCAUGAUCGAGUCAGAGACACACUGGCCUACGAUCAACUCGUUCGUAGAUGAUCUGUAUGACCGCCUUCUUAGCAUGGGGUCCUCGACGAAGGUCAUUAAGCUGAAAAUAGAAGAGCACAGGGCAAACCAGUUCCUGAUUGCAUUGAAACGGGUCGAGUUUAAUGUCGUCUGGGUGAAUGCCUACACGCAUGACGAUGGUACAUUCAUCACAGUGAUCGCAGAGCAGGACCCCAAGGCGAGCCGUGAGUGUGUGGCUCUGGCUGGACUUCCGCUGAGGAAACUCGUGGAGCGGAAAUUGGAGUUGGAAGAGGAGGGUUACAAUAUCACCUUCAUUCAGAACUACAAGAGCUUCUCUCACCGCGACUCGUUUGUUUUCAUCGGCGUCUUCCAUAAGGGCGCGUUUAGAAAUGACAGUCACAUUUUGUACGGGAUUCAACAUUUUGACCGACCGUACAAGACGCUCCUAAGCCUGUACGAAGAAAAGGGAUUUAAACCGCUCGUACAAUCACUGGAGUACAAUCGCGACGAUGCUCUGCUCACGUUCAUUCUAGAGGCCGAUUCGGGCAAUGAAAAAGAUCAAAAAGAAAUAUAUUCAUCGGAAAUGGACCUUAACGAAGCUAGAUUAGAGCGGGCUGUCCAGAAAUACGCGAAGCAGCAAAGCAGGUUAAUAUACCUAGACGCCUCAAAUCAUCGAGGUAGGCCGAAGUUUUCAGCACUGUUUAAAAAGUCCCGAAAAACGACGUGGCUGUUCAGCCUUGGUCAGACGCCAGAACAAAUUUUGGACACAGUGACCGAGAAACAGAAGGAGGGAUAUCUACCCUCGGUUAUUGUAGGGUACAGCACCUCAAAGAAGAGCACUGGUCCCAAGUUUGCCAUCUACCUAGAGAAACCUACGGAAUCAAAGCGUUUUCUUUAAAGCUUAAGUGGAUUUUUAUGUUGUUGUGAUAAACAUUAUGUCUGUUUAAAACAGGCGCAAUUACGCACCUAAAUAUUUGCCAAAUGCAAAUCAUUAAAUUGCGAAAAGAAACAGAUUCAUUUAGAAACGCGCGAGUGCUGAGUUAUUAGUUGCUGGAUAUAGAAACAGCAACUAACAAUGUAAUAAAUUUUCAAUUUCAUACACUGUUUAAGCUGCCUAUUCAUGCGCAGACGAAACCAGGUUCAUCUCUGUACAAGUUUCAAUUAUUUCUUAAGGUAAACAUGUUAUUACCAACAAAUAGUACAGUCCUUGUGUUUUGUGAGCCACUUCGGGUGAAUAAAUCUUGUCAAAACAUUUAAAAAACCUUGAUGAACAGGGAUUUUUUUUCCAAUUAAAAAUUUAUUUUAGUUUUAUAUAUCAAUUGCACUUAUUUUUUCAGCAAACCCUUUAAUUUGCAUAUACCUUAUUAUCAAGGUGAAGAUUGGCUUAACAAAAUGUUCUGAACGGUUCUCUCCAUCACUAAUGCUCAUUGUAAAUGGUUCAUACGUAGAUAUCAUAUUUAAAUCUAUAGAAUAGUUGUACUAAUGUGUUUAUAUAGUCGCGAUCGGGUAUACGAUGUAUACAGUUUUGUGAAAUGUCUACAUUUAUAUGAACUUUUAAAGUUUAUUAUUGUUUUCAUUACAUCGCAAAUGUUUUAGAUAAACAUUUGGUGACAUUAUUAUUCAAUGGAAUAUUAUUUCAAUAAAUAGUUCAAAAUUCCA
This is a messenger RNA of Mya arenaria, 3029 nucleotides long. RefSeq lists its product as uncharacterized. Lineage: Eukaryota; Metazoa; Mollusca; Bivalvia; Myida; Myidae. Bases 151 to 2268 code for a protein of 705 amino acids. The transcript is spliced from 2 exons. The record is from RefSeq and is a predicted model, not a curated record.